This is a messenger RNA of Aureobasidium uvarum, 633 nucleotides long. The record is from the annotation of a GenBank genome assembly. Lineage: Eukaryota; Fungi; Ascomycota; Dothideomycetes; Dothideales; Saccotheciaceae.
AUGGGUCUCAUUGGAAAGACGUCGCAUGUCGACUCGAAAGACGAACAAAUCCGCGACUCGGACCAUGCUGAGAAGAAGGGUGCUGCCGACCACAUCAAACAUCCUUUCUCUGACCUGAGGCAGAAGUUGAAGGAGUCAUCGCUCUACGACAUCAAGGUCAAGGCCAUCCAUGCGAAACACAAAAUCGGCAAGUGGCAGAACCUGGUCAACCCCAACCACCGUCACGACGAAGAGCACGAAAAGGCGACCGACGAGAAGAGAACGAGAAUUGCCGAAGGUCAUCGCUUCGAAAGUUUCGCUCCCGAGAGAGACGGAAACAAGAUCAAAUGGUACAUUGAUGGCCGCGACUACUUCCACGCCGUCUCGGUCGCACUCGAAAGAGCAAAGGAAACCAUCUAUAUCGAGGAUUGGUGGCUGUCGCCUGAACUCUUCUUGCGCAGACCGCCCUUCACCACCCAGGACUGGCGUUUGGACCACAUCUUGAAGCGUGCAGCCGAACGUGGUGUUCAGAUCUACAUUAUUGUCUACAAAGAGGUGAACCAAGCCCUGACUUGUAACUCGGCACAUACCAAGCGCGCCCUUCGUGCUCUUUGCCCCGAAGGCACUCCUGGCCAUGGCAAUAUCCAUCUGUAA